AUGGGUUCCCGGAAAUCCGUUUUUGUUAGCGAAUAUUGUUACAUGAUGCCUCCUAAGGACACAAAACAAUAUUGUUAUCGAACUUCACCUCCGGAUAUAUUUAGCAACCUUCCUGAGAAUGUAAUUGACGAAAUUCUUAUAUGUUUGCCUUUUAAAGAUGCUGUGAGGACAAGCGUCUUGUCAAAGAAAUGGAAGUAUAACUGGUGCAGACUUCCAGAGUUGACGCUUGAUAGAACUAUUUGGACAAGUAAAAAGGAUUUUUCACUAUUUAGUACUAGUGAAAUUACCUAUAUUAUCUACCAUAUUUUGAUACUUCAUGACGGACCAAUUACAAAGUAUAUCCUCGAUGUUCCUCGUACAAGAAGUUGUCCUAAGAUUGAUGGCUUGAUAUAUUUCCUCUCUAUGAAUGGCAUUCAACAUCUCGUUCUUAAACUUCCAUUAUGUGGCCUUAACAAAUUGCCUUCUUCACUUUUCACAUGUUUUCAAUUGAGGCAUCUGACUCUGGAAAACUGUUUGAUACAUCCUCCACCAGCAUUCGAUGGAUUUGAUAGGUUAAUUAGCUUAGAACUACAUGAUGUCACAAUAUCGUCGAAAUUUCUUGAAAGUUUAAUCUAUCAUUGCCCGUUGCUCGAGCGAUUGGUGCUACGAAUCCCACAACAUUUGAACGUUGUUGAAAUUAAAGCUCCCAAGUUGAGAUCCUUUAAGUUCACAGGCAGUAUACAGUUUAUUACUUUAAAAGAUGUCCCUCUUCUUGCAAAACUUUCACUUGUAGAUACAGGAUUUGUCAGGGCUGAUAACUUUGAUAUUGCCAUGUUUUUUGAGUCUUUUAUUUCUCUUGAGCUUCUCCACUUGGAUAACGAUAGUAUCAAGUUCUUUGCUCGAGCAGGUGAAGUUGUACCAAAAAGGCUUCCCUUUGAUCUUAAUUGUGUCAAACGUCUUUACCUAUCUGAGAUUUCUCUGAAUGGAUUCAAGGUCAUCUCAUUUGCUCUUUGCUUGAUUAGAAGCUUCCCAUGUUUGCAAUAUCUGGAAAUUCAGGUGGAUGAAGAAGACGAUGAUGAUUAUAUUCGGCCAACUCUGAUAUGUCUUGAAGUGGAAGCUUUCUCAGAUAUGACAUUGAAUCACCUCAAGACAGUUAAGCUAAGAAAAAUAUCAGGAACAAGGCCUGAAAUGCAACUGAUCAAGCUUCUAUUGGCUAAGUCUCCAGCGCUGGUCACAAUG
This is a messenger RNA of Nicotiana tabacum (common tobacco), 1218 nucleotides long. Its product is annotated as F-box/FBD/LRR-repeat protein At1g13570-like. The record is from RefSeq and is a predicted model, not a curated record. Lineage: Eukaryota; Viridiplantae; Streptophyta; Magnoliopsida; Solanales; Solanaceae. Gene Ontology annotation, molecular function: protein binding.